Messenger RNA from Penicillium arizonense, 423 nucleotides. RefSeq lists its product as uncharacterized. NCBI's taxonomy places the organism in Eukaryota, Fungi, Ascomycota, Eurotiomycetes, Eurotiales, Aspergillaceae. The record is from RefSeq and is a predicted model, not a curated record. Bases 1 to 423 code for a protein of 140 amino acids. The transcript has 3 exons.
AUGCCUGUCACUCGAUCGGCCACGCGCGCUGCAGAGCGAAGCACGAGAUUAAAUCAUACCAAGGCCGACACCACCAAGGCUAAAUCUACCGACGCCAAACCUACUAAGCCAAAGACCACGAAGUCCAAGAUCACUAAGGCGAAAGCCGCGCAGCCGAGCACCUUAUCCGCCACUAGCGAUGCCGGGGAAAGUGAAACAUCACUUAAAUCUCGACACGGCAGAUUGCUUGAAUGGCUAUCACUUAAAGACACAGCCGAUGGUGUCAUUCCUGACAGUGACAGGCUUUUCUGUCUCUUACGAGAACUACGUCAACAGAAAGGAUGCCAGGUUGUUGCGCGUGGUCGUCCACGCGAGCUAACCAACAUCGAGUGGUUGAUGAUCGAGUGGCAGGAUAGCGCAGCUAGAGAGGAGUUUCUGCUAUGA